AUGCGUGCACCAAGACUGUCUUUUUCUGAGGAGUUUAGGGAUGAAUGGGAUAAAGAGAAUAAGGAUCCAAUUACAAUGGAAUUCGCAUCUAAUACAAUCACAAGCCGCAGAAAGAAAACCUCAGAAGCAGAAAAUAAAACAAAAGAGACAAUUGACACAAUUGAGACAAAUACAAGAGCAGAAUUACCUUGGCUAAAUGAAUUAUUAGGGUGUAUAUUAUAA
This is a messenger RNA of Nematocida ausubeli, 222 nucleotides long. RefSeq lists its product as uncharacterized. The record is from RefSeq and is a predicted model, not a curated record. The transcript has a single exon. The coding region runs from base 1 to 222 and encodes 73 amino acids. NCBI's taxonomy places the organism in Eukaryota, Fungi, Microsporidia.